Molecule: messenger RNA, 3057 nt
Organism: Phasianus colchicus (ring-necked pheasant)
Lineage: Eukaryota; Metazoa; Chordata; Aves; Galliformes; Phasianidae
Source: RefSeq, a predicted model, not a curated record
CCCUCCCUCGCAUUCACAAUGCAGGUUUAACUUUGCCCUGAGUUUUACUGCUUCCUGCCAGCUCCUCGGAGAAGUGCAGCAGACUCACUUCUGCAGCGUUUGAUGCACGGCGGUGGAGCAGACGAUGCUCACAUGCAGCCCAGCUCCAAGCACUGAGUGGGAAUGGACUGUGGUGUCCUGCAUGCUGCAUCCCACUGCUGCUCUAUGAUGCUGCUGUGAUGCUUCACCCGGCUGUGGCCGUGGUCAGGUUUGAAGGUAAGGAUCGUGCUUGCUGCUGGUGUGUUUCCACACCUGCUCUGCUUGCUGCUGAUUUGGGGGUGGGAAGAAAUCAUCUUUUGUACUAAAAACGCUACUCUGCAGAUGGAAAAGAGAGAGGGAGAAGUGCUGGGGAGUGCUUGCUGGUGCAGCCUCCUUUUAGGCAUGCUUUACGUGCCUGAAGAGCUUUGUGGAUCCCUUCCAACUCAGGAUAUUCUGUGGUUCACUGCUUUACAGGUGGGAGCACCGUGGGGAGGCAUAGCUGCGUGUUGUCCUAUGCUUUUUACUUGGUUAACAGGGUCUGGAAGCAAAGUACAUCCCUUGGAAGGAUGGCCCAUCCUGUUUUGUCCCAGAAGUUUUAAGAUUACUGCUUUUCUGUGUUAACAAGGCUCCAGGUGACUCAGGAGGAGCAUUUCUUAGCGAGAAAGAAAGAAGUUGCUGGCUUCUCUGUAUAACACAGUGUGCAGAUGUACUUCCAGGGACUCUAUGUGGGGAUGCUUGAAAUGCAGCCAGGAGCAGCAGGACCCUGUUGUCUGCACCCUGAGCCCAGUCCUGAAGUUUCAAGCAUCCACCAUCCCUUCUUUUUGCUGAGUAUUUCUUGCUGGAGAAAUGGCAUAGAUGGCCAGAUGAUGAGCGCCUGAUUUCCAGCUGCUCAGUGUGUCUUUGUGUCAUAACCAAACAAUAAUACGAGUGUUGCUUUGAUGCUUUGUGAGCGUGGACAUGUUUGUCACCUCUGUUUGAGCACUGCUGUGUCCUUCUCCUAGAUGUAUCCUGCAUUAGAAGCAGCUUGCUGUUAGAUUCUCACUAGGAAAGACCUUCUAAGCCAGCCUGUACCAGUAACUAAGGUGGUACUCGAGCAUCAUAGAGAGACUACAAAGACAGAGUUCUACUUGAAGUUUUAGAGCAGUGUGUGCUCACGGAUCAUCACCAGAGCAGCUGCGUCUCUUAACGGUGGGAAGAUGCUGAUGGACAAAAAUGAGUCGUGGCUCUCUAAUUUCUCUUCUACAUCAUCCUUUGUGAAAGGAGCUGGCAGAUGGGCAGGGAUCGGCCUCCAGGAGGUGGCCAUCGGGCUCAUACUCACCCUCAUUGACUUGGUCACACUCCUGGGAAAUACAGUAGUCUUUAUUUGCCCAGUGGUGGAAAAGAGGCUGCGGACUGUCACCUACAUGUUUAUCAUGUCUUUGGCCAUGGCAGACUUCCUUGUAGCUUGCCUUGUCAUGCCGUUCAGCAUAAUUUACGAGGUGACGGGGAUGUGGUUGUUUGGGAAGCUGUUCUGCAAGGUCUGGAUCUCCUUUGAUGUCAUGUUCUGCACCGCUUCCAUUGUCACUCUGUGCUUUAUCAGCUUGGACAGAUACUGCUCUGUGGUGACCCCAUCCCACUAUUCCAGAAGGAUGUCCCGUGGCAGAUGUGUUGUGAUGACCUGCACAGUCUGGGUAUAUUCCUCCCUUAUUUCCUUCCUUCCUGUCAUGAAGGGCUGGAAUGAGAUCCCCGGGGUGGAUUUUGAUGCAGGCAGAGAAUGUAUCUUCGUCACCAACUGGAUUUUUGCCAUCGUAGCAUCUGCUCUUGCGUUUUUCGUCCCCUUCAUGGUCAUGUGCAGUAUGUACUUCUUCAUCUAUCGAGCCUCCCGGCUCAAGGCCACUCGUAUCAUGUCUCAGACCCUGGAGAUCCACUACCACCCUAACAGCAAGCGGCAGAACCACCUGCAGCUGGAGAACAAGGCCACACGGACCAUCAGCAUCAUCAUUUCUGUCUUUGUGCUGUGUUGGCUGCCGUAUUUUGUCCUGAACGUGUGGCUUGCUGCCAGGGGCAGCAACUCCGCAAGCACAGUCCUGGUUGAAACCUUCAAGAUCAUCACUUGGUUAGGGUACUGCAAUUCCACUAUCAACCCCAUGCUCUAUGCUUUCCUCAACAGGGACUUCCAGCGGGCCCUGAGGAAGCUUCUCAUCUGCAGGCACAGGUCUCAGGUAGACACUGGAGAGGACAUGGUUUCCAUAGCCACCUUCACCAAGACUGCUCCAGACUUGGACUAUAGCAUUACAGUGCCAGUGCCCAAUGAUGCCGAGAAGGGCAAGCCCAAGCAAUAGGGUCCAGAACCAGUUGCUGGAGGAGGUGGUACAGAACAUGGAAGAGCAUGUCCUAAUGGAAAAAUAAAUGUCUUGAAAAUAAGGGGAAGAAGGGACUGGAAUGUGACAGUUGGGGGCAUAUGGCUAAAAUGCAAUUAUACCACAGUUCUAUGAACAAGAACCAGUUUGUAAAAGCAAAUGGGCAAUUAUUUUUUAAAAGGAGUACUUCCUAAGACAAAUUCAAUCUUCAUGCUAGAGAAAUAUUUCAGCAUGAUAACAUCAACUUGACUUUCUCUGUAUACAUUGUGGUCAUUUCCUACAGCUUAAGUUGGAACACUCUUUCUGAUCCAGCAACUAUAGCUCUUACUUUGCACUUGACAUUAUAAAUUUAACCAGUUUUAGUAGUGCACCUGUGUCAUUCUGUGAACGGGAGGUGAUGGGAAGGAUGUGGCCAAAGAGCAAAGGCUGGUGUUCAAUAAAGGCAGCACAGGGCUCAGCUGCAUGCUCUCUGCAGUCUGAGCUGCAGGUUACAGGUACCCAACACCAGCAAAGUUACUUUCCCUUUAGUAACAUCCACUGUGAUGUCUGUGCAGCUACCCUAAGAGCUGAGCUAUACAGUACUGAUGGACCACACACUUGUAAAAAAAGUUGAGAUACCUCAUGCCUUGCUUCCUGCUGUCUGCAUCUCCUUUCCCUGCAGCACUGGGCAAGUACAGGACAAGAAAGUAAACCAGUUACA